CAUUCCUAUGUAAACGUGGAAGCCACCUACAUUAAUUAGCAUCACCACCUAAAUAUGCAUAUAAAAAGCAACAUCCCUUCAUUAAAUUCUUGCACCUCAAUACUUCACUGUCCUAGCCAUGGCCUCCUCACCAUCUCUCCCACUUACACUUGCUCUCGUUCUUGCUUGCACUUCAACAACACUAGUGCUUGGUUCUUACAACCCUCCGCCCAAUUCAUACAGCAAGAAAAUCAUGAACCCAAUAGACUCCUGUUGGAGGGCCAACUCCAUGUGGGCUUCCGACCGCCGUGCUCUGGCGGAUUGUGUCGUCGGGUUCGGGAAGGAUGCAGUCGGAGGGAAGUAUGGUGCAACGUAUGUUGUGACGGAUCCAUCGGAUGACCCGGAAAGUCCCAAACCGGGUACACUGCGGUAUGGUGCGAUCCAAGAAAAACCACUGUGGAUCAUUUUUGCAAGAAGUAUGGUUAUUAGACUAAAGAAUGAGCUGAUGAUGAAUAGUUACAAGACCAUAGAUGGGAGAGGGGCCAAAGUGGAGAUUGCUUAUGGGCCGUGCAUAACUAUACAACAUGUUAGUCAUGUGAUCAUACAUGGUAUUAGCAUUCAUGAUUGUAAGCCCGGAAAUCAAGGCAUAGUUCGGGACAGCCCGAUUCACAUGGGCCAUCGUCGGGGCUCUGAUGGUGAUGCCAUUGAUAUAUUUGCUUCCACGGAUAUAUGGAUUGAUCAUUGUUACCUAGCACGUUGCACUGAUGGGCUCAUCGAUGUGAUUCAUGCCUCGACUGCCAUCACCAUUUCUAACAAUUACUUCUCCCAACAUGAUAAAGUUAUGUUAUUCGGACACGACGACAACAAUCUAGAGGACAAGAGCAUCAAAGUCACAGUUGUCUUUAACCAUUUUGGCCCCGGUUUAUUUGAUGUCUCGAGCAGGGUCAGGCUAGGUUAUGCACACGUGGCUAACAACAGAUACGACCAGUGGGAGAUGUAUGCCAUUGGUGGAAGUGCUGAUCCAACCAUCUUCAGUGAAGGAAACUACUUCAUGGCGCCUAAUAGUCCUGAUAUAAAACAAGUUACAAAGAGAGAGGUUACAAGUAGUGGGUGGAAGAACUGGAAAUGGAGGUCGUCGAGGGACAAAUUCUUCAAUGGGGCUUAUUUUGUUCCUUCUGGAUAUGGGAGCUGCGCGCCAGGUUACACUAAAGCUCAGUCGUUUAACGUUGCUGAUGGGUCGAUGGUGCCUGCUCUGACAGCCGACGCCGGCCCCUUGGGCUGUACUGCCAGUAAAGCAUGUUGACAUACUUUGUGUAAAUACCUUUGCUUGGUUAGUUGUCACACAUGAAUACCACCUGCACUAAUUGCGCAGGCAGAAAGGUCAAUUGUUAGAAUCUCCGUAGGGGUUCUUCAUUUUUAGCUAGAAUAGUUGUUAGCAGCAGGUUGGGCUAACAAGAACCAGUUAGCCAGCGUUUCGAUCUUUUAAAAACUUGACCAUUCUGUAAAUUUCACUUCUUUAAUGGAACGUUUUUGUCCGAAGAA
Molecule: messenger RNA, 1521 nt
Organism: Sesamum indicum (sesame)
Lineage: Eukaryota; Viridiplantae; Streptophyta; Magnoliopsida; Lamiales; Pedaliaceae
Source: RefSeq, a predicted model, not a curated record